CCGUCAGUCGUCGUUUGUGGUCCGUUCGGGAAAUAUCGCGCGGCUUUCCUUGGCGGAGGUGGUUCAGGAUAAAUGUAAAGAGGUUGUUUUUUUGGAAGGCGGUGGUGAAGAAGGGGGUUUGUUUGGAGGUGCCAUUUGGGUCUUCGCGGUAGUGUGGUGGAUUGGUGAUGGUUUUUUCUUCUCUUCGGCAAUGAAUUCUCGGGGUCGGAAUUUAAAAACCGGUGAGAUCGUUCACGCGUUUGCGAGAGACAGAGCGGAGAGGAUGUGAUGUGGGUAAAGGAUGCUCCUACUAUAUGGUGAUAAAUAUUAAAACGUAAACAUAAAUAAGGUGAAAAAGGAUUACUCGGCCGUUAGUCGCGUGCGGGACGUGAUCUUGGAAGGAUAAUUGGUGCUAUCCGGUUAAUAUAGUACUGUGUAAUGCGUUUGGAUUAUAGCACGAAUCAAUGUUAUAUGUGUAAUCAGAAUUGUGAUGUGUUACUAAUUAGCAAAUACUACGAUUUGUGUGCAUAUUUUGGAUUACAGUAAAAUAAAUUUAUUUCAAUUUUCUGUGUAAGCGAGAAGAGUAUAUAAUAUGCUGAUAGGAAGUUAAAUUUCAACGGGAAUAUAAAUAUUUCUCUUGAUAGUACCAAACGAGAUUGCAAAGUUUUCAACCGACCGAGUGUUUUUAGUCAACAUAACCUCAUAAUGCGAAAGCAAACGAGGGAAAAUGUUUAAUUACAAGCGAAAGUGAAGUCAGAGAUAUGGAUGUUUGCGUUUCAAAUUUUCCAUUUUGCCCCGAGUGGAUGUAAAUGGUGAAAAGUUGGUUCGUUUCCAUUUCGAAUAUUGCUGUGGUUUUCGCGCGGAGCAGCAGCGGUUGGUGGUUGGAGAUUCCAAAAGAAUAAUAACGUUCUCUGUGUGGAUUGUGGAUUGCCUCCGGGAAUUUUUUAAGGAGGCGGAUAGGGCCAUGAACUGUGCUGUGGGUGCCCGACUGAUGGAACGUUUUUAAUCAAGAAGCGACCAUGCCGAGGAUAACUGGAAUACUGUUAACGACUCUGCUGGUCUGGAGUUUGGGCCUGGCGAGCACUAAUAAUCAUCAAUUAUCAUCGUCCAUACCGCCUGGUGGGUUGGACGCGGGUAACCAAGGAUUCGCCGGAAACAGCAGAGUCAGUAGCAGUAGUAGUAGUGGUAGUAGUAGCAGCAGCCGCAACAACAGCAGCAGUAACAGAACAAACCCCACACGAAGUCAAAGCUGGCGGCAGCAACAUGUAGCCGGAGCGGGAAAAUUAAUAGACAAUAAACUACGGGACAAACUACUUUCUUUCGCCGGCUCCAGUGGCUUUGGGCUCCGGAGGACCAAACGGGAGGAUGUGCUUAGUGCAGAUAAGAUAAAUAAUUAUUACGGUAAGAGGAUUGGUGACGGGGAUGACAUCCCACGCAUCACCGAGGUGGUGUUGCCUAUCAGAAAUUUGACGGAGGAGCGGAUUCGGGAGGAGAACGAGCUGCUCGAGCAUCUGAAUCGGGAACGCUUCCCGGAUCUCAGCACUCUCAGCUCGUCGGCAAUGGAUGGCACCAGAAAGAAUCAUCCGGGCACCGGUAAAAAGGGUCGCCGAAGAAAAGGACACAAGAAAAAGAAAAUCAAACGGCUGAAACCGCUCGCCGCUCCCCACCGGACCCGAACCGGAGGUGAAAGUACCGAGGAGAUAAAUUCUUCGCUAACCAGCGUAACCAAAUUAUCAUUAAACGAAUCUGAGCAACAGAACCAGAAGCCAGGGCGGAAAAAGCACAAACAGAAACUGUCGGGAGACAAGCCAACUUCGCAAACGAGUUUACCGGCUGCCGAGGAGGCGAAACUUUUCUUCAAGAGGCCGGAAGUGGGUGCAGGCAAAGGACAAAACUCGUCGGAUAAAAGCUCCGUAGGGCGAGGCGGAUAUUGGGAUAACAGGGCCGGUCGAGAACUCAUCGUAUUAAAUAGCGAUGAUAUUUACGAUAAAAAUAUGCAAAUUGAAGUUCAAAGAGAAGCGGUGGGUGGAGCGGUUGAGUCUAUAUAUUUACCUGACGCGAUUGGCAGUCGGUGGAGGCAAACACAGCCGGAGCAGCAGCUGGAAAGGCCUAAUCAAAAAGAUCUUGCCAGUAAAUUGACAUCGGCAAAACGGGAGGAAAUGCGAAAACAGCGCCAGAUGAAAGUGGAACAGCAGAAGAAUCAAUUGAGAAAGUUGAAGAAAGGGAACCCAUUGCUGGCCCCGGUUUCGACUCUAGUGCUGCAGCAACUUCCGCCCGCUCCGAUUACCGAUCCCAGUCCGGGUGUAAGCUCGGUCACGUUCAGCUCGGACGACAUGCACCGAACGGAAGCGGUGUCACUUCAGCGUAUCAUCAUCGCCGGGGAUCUUUCCUGUAUGAAAAAUGACUUUAUCCCUGCACCGGCCGUGCCGAAUGCGGAUAUCAAGUACUUGAGAAACGACCUGUACGGACUGGAGCACUCUUUCCUGGAAGCGGAAUACCACUGUCGCCAGGGUUACGAGCGGCGCCUUUCCGCCGCUCGGAGCGGAAACAACUCGAACCUAAUCUGCCGGAAAUCCCGCUGGAUUGGUAAACGGCCGGUCUGUGUGCGGACUAAACCAGCCUCGGUGGCAUCGUUCUGGGUUAGUAGUAGUAGUAGUAGCAGCAGGAGCAGCGGCAGCAACAGCGGCACCGAGGAUGCAAUCUGGAUGGCCAGCCAAACCGCAUCAUCCCGACCGGGGGGCCAAAACAGUGACAAUAAGUUAUGUGGAAAGCAGCAUAAUUGCCAGCAAGCGUGCCACAGAACGGAAAAUGCGACCCGGGUGUGCUCCUGCUUCAAGGGAUUCAAGAUGGUUGAUGGGCGGUGCGUUGAUAUCAACGAGUGCACCGAGUACGGCGAAGACGUGUGUGAAUACGGAUGCUCCAACACGGUCGGCUCGUUUAAUUGCAAAUGCCCGAAGGGAUUGCGUGUUACUGACAAUAAUAAAUGCAUGGAUGUAAACGAAUGUCUUCUGCGUAACGGCCACGGUCCUUGCCAGGAUGUAUGUAUCAACACAUGGAGCGGCUAUCGUUGCAGUUGUGCUGGACUACCAGGAACUCGCCUGUCCCAGGAUGGCCACAGUUGUGAGGACAUCGAUGAAUGCACGGUUAACAAUGGCGGUUGCUCCCAUACCUGCCUUAACACGCUCGGACGGGCAUUCUGUGUUUGCCCCGAAGGAUUCAUGCUGGACGAUGACUGGAAGACUUGCAUCGACAUUGACGAAUGUUCGAAUCAGAAAUCGAUUAGGCAGGAAUUUCGGUGCCAUGGAAGCUGCAUCAACACAAUCGGUUCCUAUCGGUGCCUCACGGAGGACGACGAGGAAGAUCCGAAUGGGUUGCAUCUGAGCGAUGGAGUGGCUCGCGGUGGACUGAUGGGUGACCAGCUGCUGACUAAGCAAUCGGACGAGCUGGACGAUGAAAGUGAUGACACGAUGUGCCCUUCCGGCUACUAUUUCAACACGACAAUGGGAGACUGUCAAGACACGAACGAGUGCAACAGCGGAAACGGUGGCUGCCAGCAUCAUUGCAUUAACAGUGACGGUAGCUUCUAUUGUUCCUGCAAGUACGGCUUCAAGCUCGAAGCAGACAAGCACAGCUGUUUGGUGCUAAACGAUUCCCUGAAGCUGGCCGAUGUGGCCUGUCCGCCGUUGUUUCCACCGAUGCAUGGCUAUCUGGAGUGCAGCCGACCGAUUGACGAGAUCUCCGAUGGACCGAAUGGAGGCCGGCUGAAGAUCAUCAACCGGCCGGGGAGCCAGUGUUUUCUAAAGUGCCCGACCGGGUACCGGUUGGAGGGGAAAUUUUCGAAGAUUUGCGGAACCGCCGGCGAAUGGAUUGGCGAUGAGAGCGGAAGUUGCAUACGAUAUCCGCAACCCAGGCUGACCUGUCCCACCAGUGUAAACGUGGAACUGCACCCAAACGAAACGGACGCAACGACGGUGAAGCUGCGACGACCAAAAACCGAUGUCAGCUGGGACCGUGACAUUGUGGCCGAACCGUACUGGGCGAAGAAGGAUGUCCUCCAGCUGCCGCUCGGGUCCAUCAACAUCAGCUACUCGGCCAAACACCCGGUUUCCAAGCUGACCACUAGCUGCACGUUUGCCGUGAAUGUGAUAGCUGGUCGACCUCCGACGGUGGAUUUCUGUCCGGACACUCAGAUUUACACAAUCGAGGGACACCACCAGAGCGUGAAGGCUACGUGGGAGGAACCUAUAUUCUCGGACAACGUCGGUGUCGUGACCAUCACAAAGUCCAACAGCCCCGGUACGGACUUUGGCGCCGGCAGUCAUCUCAUAACCUACGAAGCCCAUGAUGAGGCCGAGUGGAGCUCCAAGUGUGUCUUCAAAAUCGUGGUCAACGUGAGCAAACAGAAGGACAUCCAGCAUUUCCAGCUUCCGAUCCUGUACAAUCGGUUUUACUUUUAAUUGUGGUGCACCACUUUUCCGCACUUGCGUUUGACUAGGAGUGCCGCUUUCGUGUGUUCCUGCGCUACGCUAACAACGUAAAAGCUGCUUAUAUUAACGAUUUUUUUUUCUCUCGUCCUUUUCGCGUAACGCUUUGAAAGCUUCGUUGCACAGCUAUUGUUUCACCCAUUGUUAUUAGGGAAUGGGAAUGCUCGGAUCCUUUUCAUAUCAUUCAUGGGGUGGGUUUCCCAUGGUGUACUGCAAUGACGUUAGUUUCAUGCUCAGUUUAAACCGUAUCCAACCGACGAAAUCGAGACAAAAAACAAAAAAAUGUGAAAAUGAAAACAAUAAUAAAUUGCUUUGAGAGAAGAAAAAUAAAUAUUAUACAUACAGAAAACGAGUCGAGGACGGAAGGUAGCGCAGAAUAAGUCGUAGAUGAAAAUGACAACAGAAAUAAUUUCAGAUAAAGUCUUUUGUAAAUAGUUUGGCUUAGGUCUUGAGCUGGGAGACGGUACAAGGAUAGUCAGUUCCAACUGCAACCAGUGGCAUCAGGUGGGAGUGUAUUCCUGCCAACCGUUCGCAGUCUCCUGACAUCGAUAGGAAUAUAAUGGCUGAUGAGUAUUUUUAAGAGGCGAGCUGCUCGCAAUUGCAUUUUAGUAUGUAUCAUUGUUUCUCACGACACGACCGUAGUGGGACUGGCAGAAUCUAAAAUAAGAUUACACUUUUAUUUAAGCUGAAGUGAACGUUUAAAAGUGAAAUAAUUCUUUAGUGCAUAAUGAACUUGUAGAAUGUAAGAUGGAAGAAAUAAUGGAAAAAUAUAUAACUUUAAGAAA
Messenger RNA from Topomyia yanbarensis, 5248 nucleotides. RefSeq lists its product as uncharacterized. The transcript has 12 exons. The record is from RefSeq and is a predicted model, not a curated record. Lineage: Eukaryota; Metazoa; Arthropoda; Insecta; Diptera; Culicidae. Bases 999 to 4436 code for a protein of 1145 amino acids. Gene Ontology annotation, molecular function: calcium ion binding.